AUGGAGCUUAUUUGGAAACCAGUCUUGAUUUUCCUCCUAAGCUUUUCAUGUUGGGCCUUAGACUGGGACUCUGACAGAGAUUUCAUUUCUGCUGCUGGACCUCUAAUCAAUGACUUGCUGUUUAAUCCGAACGCAACCCACGGAAACCAGGUUUCUAAUUUGGGAGCAGGGGACAACAGCAUUUAUGUAUGUCAUCAGCCACUGCCAGCCUUUCUACAAGAGCACUUUCACAGUCUUCGUGCCCACAAAAUCACCCAUUAUAAAGUCUACCUGCCCUGGGCACAGCUUCUCCCAAAUGGAAGCUCCGAGAACCCAGACAGGAGUAAAGUGCAGUGCUAUAGACACCUGCUGCAGGCCCUUCGGGCAGCCAGUCUAAAGCCAAUGGUCAUUCUGCACCAGCGGGGGCUCCCCACUGGCACCUGUCAGGAAGGGGGGUGCUUUACUGACCUCUUCGCUGACUAUGCCACAUUCGCCUUUCAUUCUUUUGGGGACCUUGUUGACAUCUGGUUCACUUUCAGUGACUUGGAGGAGUUGAUAAAGGAGCUUUCCCACCAGGAUUCAAGAGCUUCUCAACUCCAGGUCAUCUCUGCUGCCCACAGAAAAGUCUAUGAGGACUACCAUGAGAAAUACACUUCUCGGGGCAAACAAUUGUCCGUGGUCCUGCGACCUGAAGAAUUCUGGGAGUUCCUGUCAGAACCAUCCACAGCUGCACUGGCCAAGGAGAUGGUUGAUUUCCUGUCUCUUGAUUUGUCUUCUGAAUGCCAAAGUGAGGCAAGCUUCUCUCGGCAGCUGAAUAAACUGCAGACUAUUAAGCCAAAAGUACAAGUUUUCAUCUUCAGUCUAAAAUUCCAGGGCCGGGCGUGCCCCUCUGCCAGAAAGAACCCCACUAGCUCGCUCUUCAGUCUUCUCAGUGCCAUCAGUGAAGAUCAAGUGAAAAUCAUUGGAUGUGAUAUGAAUACAUUCUUGAGAUGUUCCUCAAGUUUCUCAGAAAGUCUGUCUUGUUCUCUGACAGACAGCCUGAGCCUUCAGACACCCCUGGAACAUGACUUUGAGACGGCAGCAGAUGUUUCCACCGCCUACUCAGCCUAUCGGAGUGUCUGGGAAGCAUUUGCAAACCAGUCCAGGGCCCAGAGGGAUGCUUUCCUGAGGGAUGUUUUUCCUCAGGGCUUCCUCUGGGGCGUCUCCACAGGAGCCUUCAAUGUGGAAGGAGGUUGGGCCGAGGAUGGCAGAGGACCAAGCAUCUGGGACCACUGGGUUUCCCAAAAUGCUGUUGAGGGCCACGCCACACCAGAGGUGGCUAGCAACAGUUACCACAAAGUGGAUGCUGAUGUGGCCCUGCUCCGUGGCCUCCAGGUACAGGUGUACAAAUUCUCCAUCUCCUGGUCUCGCAUCUUCCCCACUGGGCACAGGCAACACCCCUGCCCAAAAGGCCUCUCCUACUACAAUAAGCUGAUCGACAACCUGCUGGCCUCGAACGUGGAACCCAUGCUCACACUUUUCCACUGGGACCUGCCGCAGGCCUUGCAGGAGAUCGGCGGAUGGCAGAAUGAGAAUGUAGUGGAUGCCUUCCUGGACUACGCUGACUUCUGCUUCUCCGCAUUUGGGGACCGGGUGAAGCUGUGGGUGACCUUCCAUGAGCCGUGGGUGAUAAGCUAUGCAGGCUAUGGCACCGGGCAACACCCACCAGGCAUCUCGGACCCAGGAGUGGCCUCCUUUAAGGUGACUCACUUGGUCCUUAAGGCCCACGCCAGAGCAUGGCACCACUACAACCUGUACUAUCGUCCACAGCAGCAAGGGCAAGUGGGCAUAGUGCUGAACUCAGACUGGGCCGAACCCUUGUCCCCAGAUAGAUCUGAGGACCUGCGAGCUUCUGAGAGAUUCUUGCACUUUAUGCUGGGCUGGUUUGCACACCCCAUCUUUGUGGAUGGAGAUUACCCACCUGCUCUGAAGGCCCAGAUCCAGCAGAUGAAUCAGCGGUGCCUCCAUCCUGUUGCCCAGCUCCCUGAAUUCACUGAGGAAGAGAAGCAGCUUUUGAAAGGCUCUGCUGAUUUUCUUGGCUUGUCCCAUUACACAUCCCACCUCAUCAGAAAUGCCCCAGAAUAUAGCUGUGUCCCCAGCUAUGAUACCAUUGGAGGCUUCUCCCAGCAUGUAGACCCUGCCUGGCCCCAAACCUCAUCUUCUUGGAUUCAUGUGGUUCCCUGGGGUAUAAGGAGACUGUUGCGUUUUGUAUCCUUGGAAUACACAAAAGGAAAAGUUCCCAUCUACCUGACUGAGAAUGGCAUGCCCACAGGAGAAGGUGAAGAUCUCCUUGAUGACUCUAGGAGAAUAGACUACUUCAAUCAAUAUAUCAAUGAAGUGCUCAAGGCCAUCAAGGAGGACUCAGUGGAUGUUCAAUCUUACAUUGCUCGUUCCCUCAUCGAUGGCUUUGAAGGGCCCUCUGGUUACAGCCAGAGAUUUGGGCUGUAUUAUGUCAACUUCACAGAUAGCAAUAGGCCAAGGACUCCCAGGAAAUCUGCCUCCUUUUUCAUGAGCAUCAUCAAAAAGAACAGUUUCCCCACUGAUGUGAACAAAAGACUGCCACCACUCACUCCAGCAAAUGUCCCCCAAAAACGCAGAGCCUUCACAUUCCAAUCCCAGGUAUCAUCCAAGAUCAAAUCAGUCUGGGCAAAGUUCUCCAACCAGCCCAAAUUCGAAAGAGACCUCUUCUACCAUGGCACAUUCCGGGAUGGCUUCCUGUGGGGUGCCUCUUCCUCUGCCUACCAGAUUGAAGGUGCCUGGGAUGCUGAUGGCAAGGGCCCCAGCAUCUGGGACACCUACACGCACUUGCCAUCCAGCCAAGUAAAAGGCAAUGCCACUGGAGAUGUGGCGUGUGACAGCUACCAUCAGCUGGAAGCUGACCUGAGCCUGCUGCGAGCUCUGAAGGUGACGUCCUAUCGUUUCUCCCUUUCCUGGCCUCGCCUUUUCCCCAACGGAAGAAACAGCUCCAUGAACAAGGCUGGGGUGGAUUACUACAACAGACUCAUCGAUGGCUUGGUGGCCAGCAACAUCUCUCCCAUGGUGACCCUGUACCACUGGGACCUUCCCCAGGCCCUGCAGGACAUUGGAGGCUGGGAGAAUCCUGCCAUGAUUGAUCUGUUUAACAGCUAUGCUGACUUUUGUUUCCAGACCUUUGGGGACAGAGUGAAGUUCUGGAUGACCUUCAAUGACCCCAGCAGCCAGGCCUUGCUAGGUUAUGGAGCAGGGGUUUUCCCCCCAAAUGUGAAGGACCCCGGUUGGGCUCCAUACAAGAUUGGCCAUGCCAUCAUCAAAGCCCAUGCCAGGGUGUAUCACACUUAUGAUGAGAAAUACCGGAGGGCACAGAAUGGGGUCAUAUCUCUGGGCCUCAGUGCCCACUGGGCAGAGCCCAAAUCCCCAGAGGUCCCCAGGGAUGUGGAGGCUGCUGAGCGGAUGCUGCAGUUCUCUUUGGGCUGGUUCGCUCACCCCAUCUUCCUAAACGGAGACUACCCCGAUGCCAUGAAGUGGAAUUUGGGUAACAGGAGUGAACUGCAGGGCCUGGCCGCCUCCCGCCUGCCCAGCUUCACAGAGGCCGAGAAGAGGGAUAUCAGAGGCACAGCAGAUGUGUUCUGCCUCAACACCUACUCCACGAAACUCGUGGGGUACCGCACACCCCGGCUGAAGCCACCCUCCUACGAGGACGACCCCGAGGUGCGCACAGAGGAAGAUUCCUCUUGGCCCCAAACAGCCAGGGACCGUGCAGCUGCCUGGGGGCUGCGCCGAAUUCUCAACUGGAUCCGGGAGGAAUAUGGGGAUGUGCCCGUGUACAUCACCGAGAAUGGCCUGGGACUGACGGACUCCAAAGUGCAGGAUACCGACAGGACGUUUUACCAUAAGACUUACAUCAACGAAGCUUUGAAAGCCUACAGGCUUGAUGGUGUGGAUAUCCGCGGGUACUCGGCACAGUCUCUCAUGGACAGCUUUGAGUGGCUCGAUGGCUACACCAUCAAGUCUGGACUGUACCACGUGGAUUUCAACAACCCCAACAGGCCUCGGACCGCCAGAGCCUCCACCAGGUACUACACCGAGGUCAUCACCAACAAUGGUAUGCCACAGCCCAAGGAGGAUGACUUUCUCUAUGGACACUUCCCCAAAGGCUUUCUCUGGAGUGCAGCUUCUGCUGCCUAUCAGAUUGAAGGUGCGUGGAGAGCCGAUGGCAAAGGACUCAGUAUUUGGGACACGUUUUCUCACACACCACUAAGAGUCGGGAAUGAUGAUACUGGAGAUGUGGCCUGUGACAGUUACCACAAGCUUGCUGAGGACCUGGUGGCUCUGCAGAAUCUGGCAGUAUCCCACUAUCGCUUCUCUGUCUCCUGGACUCGCAUCCUCCCGGAUGGAACCACCAAGUACAUCAAUGAAGCUGGACUCAACUAUUAUGAGCGGCUCAUUGACAUGCUGCUGGCUGCCAACAUCCAGCCCCAGGUGACCAUUUACCACUGGGACCUGCCCCAGGCGCUGCAGGAUGUUGGCGGUUGGGAGAAUGAGACCAUAGUGCAGAGAUUUAAAGAGUACGCCAAUGUGCUCUUCCAGCGGCUGGGGAACAAGGUCAAGUUCUGGAUCACAGUGAAUGAGCCCUUUGUUGUCGCUAACCAGGGCUAUGGCUAUGGGACAGCUGCUCCAGGAAUCUCCUUUAGGCCUGCUACUGCCCCCUACAUUGUUGGCCACAACCUAAUAAAGGCUCAUGCUGAGGCCUGGCAUCUAUAUAAUGACGUGUAUCGUGCCAGUCAAGGCGGCAUCAUUUCUAUCACCAUCAACAGUGAUUGGGCUGAGCCCCGAGACCCCUCUAACCAGGAGGAUGUGGAAGCAGCGAGGAGAUACAUCCAGUUUAUGGGAGGCUGGUUUGCACAUCCUAUCUUCAAGAAUGGAGAUUACAAUGAGGUGAUGAAGACCCGGAUCCGUGACAAAAGUUUGGCCUCUGGUCUCAACAAGUCUCGGCUCCCAGAGUUCACGGAGAGUGAGAAGAGAAGGAUCAAUGGCACGUUUGACUUCUUUGGUUUCAACCACUACACCACUGUCCUGGCCUACAACCUAGACAAUCCCCUCCCUUCCUUCGAUGCAGACAGGGGAGUUGCUUCUAUCUCGGAUCGCACUUGGCCAGAUUCUGGCUCUUUCUGGCUGAAAAUGACACCUUUCGGCCUCAGAAAAAUUCUGAACUGGAUAAAGGCGGAAUACAACAACCCUCCUAUUUACAUCACAGAGAAUGGUGUGUCCCAGCGGGGAAAAGUGGAGCUCAAUGACACGACAAGGAUCUAUUACCUCCGCAGUUACAUCAACGAGGCGCUCAAAGCUGUGCAGGACAACGUGGAUCUUCGAGGAUAUACUGUUUGGAGUGUGAUGGACAACCUUGAAUGGGCCACUGGGUAUGCGGAGAGAUUUGGUCUGCAUUAUGUGAACCGUAGUGACCCUUCUUUGCCGAGGAUCCCCAAAGAAUCUGCUAAAUUCUAUGCGACGAUAGCCCGGUGCAAUGGCUUUCCUGACCCUCAUACAGGGCCACACCCUUGUCUCCAGCCAGAUGUUGGUCCCACAGUCAGCCCUUCAAGAGAAGAGGAAGUUCAGUUCCUGGGCCUGACACUUGGUACAAUGGAAGCCCAGACUGCUCUGUACAUACUUUUCUCUCUUGUGCUUCUUGGGGUUUGUGGCGUGGGAUUUCUGCUGUACAAGUACUGUAAGCAUUCCAAGCAAGAGAAAACACAAGCAGGCCAAGAAGAACUGAGCAAGGUUUCCUCAUUCUGA
Messenger RNA from Suncus etruscus (white-toothed pygmy shrew), 5787 nucleotides. RefSeq names its product lactase (gene LCT). NCBI's taxonomy places the organism in Eukaryota, Metazoa, Chordata, Mammalia, Eulipotyphla, Soricidae. Gene Ontology annotation, molecular function: beta-glucosidase activity. Gene Ontology annotation, biological process: carbohydrate metabolic process. The transcript is spliced from 19 exons. Bases 1 to 5787 code for a protein of 1928 amino acids. The record is from RefSeq and is a predicted model, not a curated record.